UAAGCAUGAACUGAGUCUACAGACUAAUAUCUGUUAUAUUUUAUUUUUUGCGAUCAUCGGAGUGCCACACCACACCGGAGAAAUGUAUCCAAAACGCGAAGUUUUGAUCAUAUUAUUCCUCAUAUUUAUAUUUCGAUUUGGAGAAUCAGGAAAGUUACAUGUUGUGAAGAUUACAGACAAGAAUUGGUCAAGGACGCUGGAAGGAGAAUGGCUCAUCAAAUUUUAUGCUCCAUGGUGUCCUGCAUGCAAGUCCAUUAUGCCUGUUUGGAAGGAGCUGUCUGAUUGGAGUCAAGAACUUAACACCAACAUUGCUGAGGUUGAUGUUACAGAGGAACCAGGAUUGAGUGGACGUUUUGCAGUUACAUCCUUGCCAACAAUCUUCCAUUCCAAAGAUGGAAUUUUCAGAAGAUAUCUUGGACCGCGCACCAAAGAUGAUCUCAUUAGUCUUGUGGAAGAGAAAAAAUAUGAGGAAAUUGAACCUGUAGCUGGGUGGCAGUCUCCAAACUCUAUUCCUAUGUCAAUUCUAUCUUGGGUCUUUAAGAUGUCAAUGCUUGUAAGGGUUACCCAUACAAUACUAACAGAAGAGUAUGGCUUUCCCACUUGGAGCUCUUAUGGGUUUUUUGCAGUGAUGACAGUUAUGCUUGGUUUAGUACUAGGAAUGAUCCUAGUGGUGAUAGCAGACUUCUUUUGCCCUGUGAAACCCCCAAAGCGAGAAACUCCAGAAGCCCCACUAUCGCAGCACGAAGACAUUUCAGAGGAAAGGAAAAAAGAAGAAGAGGAUAAUGAAGAAGUUAAGGAUGAAGUUAAGGAUGAAGAGAGUAGUGGUGAUCAGACAGUCCGGAAAAGAAAAUUAGACAAGAACAAUACACAGUCAGAAACAACAUCAUAAGUCAUUUUUUCCCCAGGUACAUGUAUGUGUCAUUUUUUAUCCAUUUAUGAACUAUUUUUGUAAUAAUGGGUUUCCUGGUGGCACAUAAAAUGGAAGAACAGCUCUGAUGAUGCGUCAUUGCCCAUCAAUAAUUUGUAGACAUUUGCAUUUGAUCUCAGCUAUGGAUUUUUACUGAGAAUUUGAUCUAUAAAAGAAACUUUUCCAUUUUGAAAGGAAAUCUCUCCCAUUUGAGACAGUUUUUAUAGCUUUGUUUUUCGCUUUCCAGGGCCUGGUAACACGAAGGUUAGCAUGUGAUCAUAAAAGGUGAUUUGUAAGAUAGAUGAUGUACAGUCAUAUAUGUCUGAUCAAUUGCUAGGAUUUGUGUUCAGGGCCCUAGAACAUCGAACUUUUUUUAUGAUGAAACUUUGGAAGGUAUUGUUGCCUAGAAGCGGUGAUUUUUUUUUUUGCUUUUCUUUCAACUAAGUAGACUCUUUUUUUUUUGCUUUGUAGCCUUAAAUGGUUGUUUUUUCCUGUGCUUUAAAAGCUUUAUAUCAACUCAAUAUUAGUAAUGUUAUAUAUAACUAUAGCAACUUCAUGUUGAUUGUUCAGUGAAUUAAAGUUACCUUCUGCAAUGAUAUUCUGCACAAUAGCUUUUUGAUAUGGCUAAUCACUUUAAUCAUUUGCUAAUCAAUAAGUUAAUAGAGUUUGAUUAACUUUCCUUCAUGGAAUACUUAUAAUGUUUUAAGCCCAGAUUGGUAGAGGUUCUUAAAAUUUUCAUGUAGAUAAAAAUGAAGAGCAAGAACAUGUUUAUGCAGUUUGCAUGUGGAUAUUAAUAACAGAAUUGCAGUGAAAUACGUUGUAGCCCAGGGGCAGCACCAUUUCAUUUUGAGGGGGGGGGGAUAGAAAGACUAAAAGUGACAUCAGACUUUCUUCAAUUGAAUAAUAGGUAUGUUAUAGUUCACUCACACCUGUCUUUUUAUACCUUCCUUUCUCCUUUUUAUUUCCCUUUCCUCCUCUUUUUUCUACCCCCCCCCUAGUUCUUUUCUUGUUUCAUUAACUACACGUACUUGUGAAAGUCAUAGGCUAAUUGUCACUCCUGCUGCCCCCCCCCCCCCCCCGGCACCGCCCCUGCUGUUGCCAAUUUUCAUGAGUAUUGCUUCUUCCGUUUUGUGAUAUUUCAUUGAAAGUUCUUUCAUAAGCAAUUCUCAAAAAUCAUGCACCUAUACGUACAUAUAAGCAGUGGGGACUUCCAUAACAGGUAACUAUACAUAUUAAAGUCUAAUAUUUUGGGACAGCAGAAUCGGUUUGACUGGGGAAAAAUUUUACGUAAAAGAAUUAUAUUGCUGUAUUAUUAUUGCACAUGUUUUGCAUAAUCUGAUCGAAAAGAAUCAUUUUGACGCAUAUUCGACUUAGGAAAAGUCAACUUGAGCAAGUUUACCUAUAUUACCUAUUUCCAUUGCCCUCAUUGACAUCAUAUGUGCAAUUUUUUUUUAUAUGAUUGUUUGGAUGGGUUACAUGUUCUGUAAGUAUGCAAAUGUUAUUCCUGUUAAAAGGAAUUGUGUAGUUUAUAUGUGUAUUUCCUAUUGUAGCACUAGUUAGUGUAAUUUUUUCAUUCUAAUUCUUAGUUCAUUAUUCUUUCUGAAUUUAAUUCAAUCAUGUAUAUAAAUUUGUAUAAUGCUUCUAAAUUUGAAAGGGAUUAUUUUGCUAUUUGGUGAGACCAGAAAAAGGACUUUUGGAAUGGAGAAAGAACAGGAGACAAACUACUAAUGUGUAUAUGAGGAUGUGGGUGGAUAUGUUUGCAUCAGAGAGUGUGUGUUUAGUAUUCUACCUUCACAUGUGGUAAAAUCCUGCAAAAAGCGAAUGAUUAACAAGUCUAGCUACCUUUUAAAAUUCAGUGUUCUAUUGUAGAAUUCAUCCAAUUUGAGGAAAGAAUGAUCGCAUCCCCCCUGACCUCUUGUUUCUUUGUCUUUUCCUUUUUUUCUCUUUCUCUCAUUUAAUUUCAUCUUCUUUCCCCAUUUGAACAUUUUUCAUCUCUUCAUUCCCUGGUUUGGACUCACCGCGUGUUCGAUCAUAUAUCUGUUUCCAAGUUGUCAAUACCAUUUUACAAUUGUCUUUACAUGUUUUCUCAUGCACAUGCACUGUGGUGUGCUCUGUAGAAGUUUUAAGUAAUAUGUUAUCAGCAUUUUGUCAGUCAUGUUCAUGUAUCUGAAAUAAUGAAUGAUCAUUGUCUUCCCCUUUUUUUGGAAGGAAAAUAUGAACAAAUUGAAAUGAAACA
Messenger RNA from Lytechinus variegatus (green sea urchin), 3143 nucleotides. It is a transcript of the gene tmx1, whose product is annotated as thioredoxin-related transmembrane protein 1-like. Lineage: Eukaryota; Metazoa; Echinodermata; Echinoidea; Temnopleuroida; Toxopneustidae. Bases 83 to 889 code for a protein of 268 amino acids. The record is from RefSeq and is a predicted model, not a curated record. The transcript is spliced from 6 exons.